This is a messenger RNA of Aspergillus puulaauensis, 1707 nucleotides long. It is a transcript of the gene BDP1, whose product is annotated as transcription factor TFIIIB subunit BDP1. Gene Ontology annotation, cellular component: transcription factor TFIIIB complex. The transcript has 2 exons. Bases 1 to 1707 code for a protein of 568 amino acids. The record is from RefSeq and is a predicted model, not a curated record. Gene Ontology annotation, molecular function: TFIIIC-class transcription factor complex binding; RNA polymerase III general transcription initiation factor activity. Lineage: Eukaryota; Fungi; Ascomycota; Eurotiomycetes; Eurotiales; Aspergillaceae. Gene Ontology annotation, biological process: transcription by RNA polymerase III; RNA polymerase III preinitiation complex assembly.
AUGAAGUCUUUUUCGAGUUCUGCCAUUAACAAGUCGGGCAAAAAGUUUGCUCCCAAGGCGCCCGUCCGACGUGCCGCUCCAGCCCCUCCUCGAGCGCCGUCAGCGCCCUCGAGGCGCGCGAGUGUUGCGUCUCAGGCGUCGGCUUCCCAUCCUCCUGCGACUACGAGCGAGACAGCAACUCCCGAACCUCCGGCCUCUUCUUCAACCGUCGAACCGACCGUCCCAUCUGAACCAACGGUUGCUGCGUCAUCAUCUGUUGCGCCGAUCGUUGAACAUGCGCCCACCGAUCAACCUGUAACUGCUAUCCCGACCACUAGUCCUAAGCGCAAGGCAUCUGUCGCUGUUCCGAUAAUCCGACCAACGAACGAUGCGCCAGUCGCUCCACAGCCUUCACCUUCACCAAGCACCACGGUGAUUCCUGAACCCGUAGCGCAGGCGCCAGACCGGCACGUUGAGAUAACUGGUGCAAAUGUGGGCGCGGGUGAGGAAGCAUCUGCGGUUUUCACUAUCCCCGACCACGAUGAAGUCGCAGUCGAAGCCCGGCCCCCAAAACGUCCAAGGACCACAAUCGAACCUACACCAGUAACAGCGUUAGGGCAAUCAAUAGAAGAAACCUCUCAGCUUGCCACACCCCCAGCGACGCAGGCGACUGCUAUUAGAGAACACACGCAAAGCCGUGAUGAAUCCGAAGUGCUGAAUGCGACACGACAGAGUGGGGGCGCAACUAAGACGGGAGGCCGGAGAGCGAGCAGGUCUACAAGUGACGAUGCUGGGAAGGCCCAAAAGAAGGAAAGGAAGCGGCGAACCCGCAAGCGCGAGCCCACCCCCGAGGGCGCUGAGCAGAUAGAAAUUGCGCCGUCGGUCGUCAAAAUGUCAGAUCUGUGCAAAGAUAUGCGGACAGGAAAACGAUCUAAACGUGAAACAGAGCUUCGCGCUCACGAAUUAGCAGAAUCCGAGCGAAAGAAGGCUCAACAAGAGGAAGACCGUCAAGCCGAGACACCGGUGAAGCAAACUCCGAAUGACAAAUCCCCCCCGGAGGAUGAGGAUACGAGUACGCCCAAUAAGAAAUCACAAGCUGGUCCCGUUAUGCGGAUUGUAAAUGGGGAGAUCGUAUUGGAUACUGCUUCUCUGCAAGUCGAUCGUCAUGCAGACGCAGAAAGAAAUGGGGAUGACUUGGAGGACGUUGUUGAGAACUCACUCACCAGAAAGAUCAAUCAGGCUACGUAUGGGAAACGUUCCAAAACAGAAUCCUGGGACGAAGACAUGACAGACUUGUUCUAUCGCGGUCUCCGUAUGUUUGGAACCGACUUCAUGGUGAUCAGCAAGAUGUUUCCUGGUCGGUCUCGGCGACAAAUUAAGUUGAAAUUCAAUAACGAAGAGCGCCGGGAUCCCCAAAGAAUCAAAGAGACGCUUCUUGGACCCCGGGAAACCAUCGAUAUCAACACCUAUUCGGAAAUGACCAACACGGUGUACGAUGAUCCUCGAAUAAUUCAGCAAGAGUUAGAUGAGGAGAAAAGACACAUCGAAGAACAGUAUGAAAAGGAUAAAAAGGCUCAAGAGGAUCUGCUUCGAAAUCCAGAUGGUCUCGCGGGCAGCAGCGCUCCUGGGUCUGAUAAAACAUCCAUUAAGGGCAAACGCAAUAAGAAACAGAGCGCGCGAGAUCUAGGAGGCGGAACCGAAGAGAUUUUGGGCUCAAUAGACGAUUGA